Molecule: messenger RNA, 1046 nt
Organism: Eucalyptus grandis
Lineage: Eukaryota; Viridiplantae; Streptophyta; Magnoliopsida; Myrtales; Myrtaceae
Product: SAP-like protein BP-73
Exons: 4
Coding region: 1-789 (262 amino acids)
Biological process (GO): DNA-templated transcription termination
Source: RefSeq, a predicted model, not a curated record
AUGGAUGCAGUAAUGUUGAACCUGCGUUCUGGCGUCAUCGUCCAGUUUCCUGCCUCAGUAGCUUCCAUCAAGCAGCAACAACUCAAGAUCACAGCGUGGAUCACUCUUAAUCAGCAACUCAAUAUCCUGUUGAAUUUGGCAGAGAAUGCACAUUUUACUUCAGUCUUUAGGCCAAGAAAUGAGCAUACCGAGACAAGUCCUAAUGGAAUUAGAAGAAGCCAAUCAACAAAAAGGGAUGAUGUGCCGGAGAUCUCCCCUUCCUCCAACGAAAAUGUUAGUUCUGUCAAACAGGAAGAGAUAAUCUCUCUGUUCAGACGGAUACAAUCUUCGAUCUCAAAUGAGUCGGUGAGUACUGAGAAGGAAGGGACCGACCCGAAUCAGGAUAAACCUGCGGCCGAAUCGGUCUUGGAGAUCAUUCGCCGAUCAAGGAAGCAAGCCAAAGAAAAAGUCUCAUUAAAAGGAGGCAACAAGCAAAAGCCAAGGAGAAGGAGCUUCCCUAAGAAAGAAGAGGAUGAAGAACACAUUUCCUCACCAGUGACCGACAUCAAGUUAACAAGGCCACCAUCCAAUUUUGUCAAGAAAUCUCCAAUCCCAUUUCCAUCGGCUCCAAAGGGAAAGGAAGGCCAGUGGAAGGAGGCAUCGCCAGCCUCAGCCGGGAGCAAUGACUCCACUUCACGGAAAAUAGAAGAGAUGAAACUUCAAGAGCUCAAGGAGUUGGCUAAAUCUAGAGGUGUUAGGAGCUAUUCAAGGCUAAAGAAGAACGAACUUGUGGAGCUACUGAGAUCCUGAAGCACCAACUCCAGUAACAGAACCAAUCUCACUCUUAAAACCAUUAAAGGAGAUGAUAAUCACCAUUCGAUAGUUGACUGUGGAUGCAAUUGAGCCUCCCCUUUGUUCCUUCUUGUACACCCGAGAUUACACUUCCUCACAUAAUUCCAUAGUCUGUAAAUUCAGGGUCCUUGAUAGGUAAAACUUGCACAAUUCUUAGCUGUAAGAGCGACUUCUGUUAUCUAUAAUGAAUUGUUGGUUAUUUUCAAUUUAGUCAA